Molecule: messenger RNA, 648 nt
Organism: Tetrahymena thermophila SB210
Lineage: Eukaryota; Ciliophora; Oligohymenophorea; Hymenostomatida; Tetrahymenidae
Product: oxalate/formate antiporter protein
Exons: 8
Biological process (GO): nucleocytoplasmic transport; activation of GTPase activity
Cellular component (GO): nucleus; cytosol; perinuclear region of cytoplasm
Molecular function (GO): small GTPase binding; GTPase activator activity
Source: RefSeq, a predicted model, not a curated record
AUGAUAUAAUUAUAAUAAUUUUACGAUAAUCUUCAAGAAUUUGUCAAGUCUUAACUUUCACUUCAUACAGAUAUUGAAAUCGAUCUAAGUGUAAGUAAAAUAGGUUCUGCUGGGGCAUUAGCAUUGGGAACAGCUUUGGCAAAUUGCAAAAAACUCUAAAAUUUGAAUCUCUAAAUUCAAUAAAAUAAAAUAGGUACGGAUGGAGCUUUAGCUUUGAGCUAUGCUCUUGAGAGAUUCACUAAUCUUUAAUCUUUGAUUAUUAACAUUCGUGACAAUUAAAUUAGUUAUGAGGGAGUAUCAGCUAUAUGUUCUGCUCUGGCAAACUGCAAUAAUCUUUUAUACUUGGCACUAGACCUUCAAAAUAGUUAAAUGGGUAAAGAUGGUGCAUCAGAUUUAGGUAAAUGCUUAAUAGCAUGUAAUAAGAUAUCAACACUUAUAAUGAACCUAAACUAUACUUAAUUUGGAGAUGAAGGAAUUACGGUUUUAGGCACUGCUAUGGGUAACUGCACCAAUCUUUCAAGUCUGAAUCUAUCUCUAAGUAAUAACAAAAUUGGAGAUAGUGGUGUAUCAGUUUUAAGUAGUUGUUUAACAAACUGCAUUCAUAUUUCAAAAUUAGAAUUAUAUCUUUAGUAAAAUACUUACUUUUGA